AGAAAAAAAACAACCAUGGUCAAGGGGGACGAGACCAAGAGCAAGCGUCCAGCGCCUGCUGCCGAGCAGGAGGAGUUUGAAGAGACGCCGCUGCGCACUGCCAUCUGGACGUACUUGGGCUAUGCCAUCCUGAUUCUCUUUGGCCACUUCCGCGACUUUCUGCGCGACUGGGGCAUCGAGAAGACCAAGUUCAAGCGCGAGACGGGCAUGCAGGGCUUUGUUCCGCUGUUUGCCGAUUUCGAGGCCUUCUACACGCGAAACCUGUACAUGCGCAUCCGCGAUUGCUGGAACCGCCCGAUUAGCUCGGUGCCUGGAAGCCACUUUGACGUGCUUGAGCGCGCGACCGACGACUACAACUGGAACUUCCGCAUGACGGGCCGCAAGAUCCCGCUGCUCAAUCUGGGCUCGUACAACUACCUGGGCUUUGCGCAAAACGAGGGACCCUGCGCUGACGCUGCCGCCCAGGCAAUCCGCGAGUAUGGCGUUGCUUCCGCCUCGUCCCGCACCGAGCUCGGCACCUCCGAGCUCCACGUCAAGCUGGAGAAGCUCGUCGCCGAGUUUCUCGGCAAGGAGGACGCUGUGGUGGUCGGCAUGGGCUUUGCCACCAACUCGACCAUCAUCCCCAUUCUGUGCGGCAAGGGCUCGCUCGUGAUUAGCGACGAACUCAACCACGCCUCGCUCGUGCUCGGCUGCCGUCUCUCCGGAGCGUCCAUCCAAGUGUUCAAGCACAACGACAUUGAAGCGCUCGAGCGCCUGCUCAAGCGAGCUGUCGUCGAAGGCCAGCCCCGCACCCAUCGCCCCUGGAAGAAGAUUGUUAUUGUUGUCGAAGGCAUUUACUCGAUGGAGGGCAGCAUUUUCCGACUUCCCGAGUUGAUUGCUCUGAAGAAGAAGUAUAAGGCUUAUCUUUGGCUCGACGAGGCUCACAGCGUUGGCGCUCUGGGAGCUCACGGCCGUGGUGUGACCGAGUUCCACAACGUGGAUCCUGCAGACGUCGACAUUAUGAUGGGCACGUUUACAAAGUCGUUUGGCUCGGCGGGAGGUUACUGCGCGGGAUCGAAGGAGAUUAUCAACCACAUGCGCACGCACGCCCACAGCUCAUUCCACGCCACGUCCAUGUCAGCACCAGUCGCGCAGCAAAUCAUCAGCUCCAUGACUGUGAUUAUGGGCCGCGACGGCACUGACGACGGCCAACGCCGCAUUGCGCAGCUGGCCGACAAUGCGCGCUUCUUCCGCACAGAGCUCAAGAAGAUGGGCUUUAUUGUCUACGGCAAUGAUGCCUCCCCGAUCGUGCCCUUGAUGAUUUUCCAAGCCUCGAAGAUUGCUGCAUUCUCACGAGAGUGCCUCAAGCGUGGUGUUGGCAUUGUCGUUGUGGGUUUCCCAGCGACGCCAAUCAUCACCUCUCGCGCACGGUUCUGCCUCUCUGCUUCUCACACUCGCGAGGAUCUCGAGAAGGCCCUGGCGGUCAUUAGCGAGGUUGGCAAUCUGCUGGGCAUGAAGGUGUCGCAGAAGACUCCCAGCCGAGACUACGUUCUCCGUCGCUGAACACGCUCAACGGGCCAAUGUCGGGCCAACGAAAACAGCUCGACUGCCUUUUUUGUUCUUUCUUGCAUUCAUCUCCCUCCUUUAACUCUUUCACUCUUUCCGCUCUUCCGAUCUUCCUCUGCUUCCGUUUUUUUUGUGCCUGCUGUCCACUUGUACUUGUUUCCGUUUUCCAGAAAAUGUACAACUUGUUUUGAUUCCA
Molecule: messenger RNA, 1741 nt
Organism: Capsaspora owczarzaki ATCC 30864
Lineage: Eukaryota; Filasterea; Ministeriida; Capsasporidae
Product: serine palmitoyltransferase
Exons: 4
Coding region: 16-1542 (508 amino acids)
Biological process (GO): sphingosine biosynthetic process; ceramide biosynthetic process
Cellular component (GO): serine palmitoyltransferase complex
Molecular function (GO): pyridoxal phosphate binding; serine C-palmitoyltransferase activity
Source: RefSeq, a predicted model, not a curated record